ACACUCGAAAGAAAGAAUUGCGGCCUCGCCCAAACAAAGAAACACACAACCUCUAUCCUCACGAACUCUCGUCUUUUUGCCUUCUUCCCUUUCCGAUUACUCUCGAGGUAGAUCUUGAUCUCGUCCUCGAACCCCACCAUGCAUCGGUUCAUUUGUUGUGGAGAAAUUAGGGCUGGAGCUCGGCGAUUGGCCUCGAAUUGGUUCUCUCCUUCCUCCAGCUUUACAUCCUUACACUCACCACCUUUUGCUACAAUUGCUGUGGAAGAAAUUUCAGGCUCUCAUCCUGCAGAAGUAUAUAAUUUGGUGCAGGGUGACUGGAAGGCAUCAGCGAAUUGGAAUUGGGUGCCUGAUCCAUUAAAUGGUGAACCAUUCAUUAAAGUUGCCAAUGUGCAGGAAGCGGAAAUUAAGCCAUUUGUGGAGAGCUUAUCCAAGUGUCCAAAAUAUGGGCUUCAUAACCCACUUAGAGGCCAAGAAAGAUAUCUUCUGCUGGGUGAUGUAUCUGCAAAAGCUGCUCAUAUGCUUGCUCAGCCAGAGGUUUCGGAUUUCUUUUCGAGGCUUAUUCAAAGAGUUUCCCCUAAGAGUUACAAACAAGCUCUUGGUGAAGUCCAUGUCACCCAAAAGUUUUUGGAGAAUUUCUCUGGAGAUCAGGUCCGCUUUCUGGCUCGUUCAUUUGCAGUACCUGGCAACCAUCUUGGGCAACAAAGUCAUGGUUAUCGUUGGCCAUACGGUCCUGUUGCAAUAAUCACUCCAUUCAAUUUUCCUUUGGAGAUUCCCCUAUUGCAACUGAUGGGUGCACUUUAUAUGGGCAACAAACCAACUCUUAAGGUUGAUAGCAAGGUAAGCAUUGUGAUGGAACAGAUGCUUCGAUUGCUUCAUUAUUGUGGGCUGCCUGAGGAGGAUGUUGACUUCAUCAACUCUGAUGGUGUUACCAUGAACAAGUUCUUAUUAGAGGCAAAGCCAAGAAUGACCCUUUUUACUGGGAGCUCCCGAGUGGCAGAAAAAUUAGCUGCUGACUUAAAAGGGCGUAUUAGAUUGGAAGAUGCUGGUUUUGAUUGGAAGAUACUGGGUCCAGAUGUACAAGAGGUUGAUUAUGUUGCAUGGGUGUGCGAUCAGGAUGCCCAUGCUUGUAGCGGUCAAAAAUGCUCUGCUCAGUCGAUCUUAUUCAUGCAUGAGAACUGGGUUUCAAGUGAACUAAUUCCUAAAAUGCUAUGUCUGGCUAAGAGAAGGAAGCUGGAAGAUUUAACGAUUGGCCCUGUUCUUACUGUUACAACUGAGAGCAUGCUGGAACACAUUGACAAGCUGCUUAAUAUUCCAGGGUCAAAACUACUUUUUGGUGGUGAACCCUUGGAGAAUCAUUCUAUUCCAAAAAUAUAUGGUGCUUUAAAACCAACAGCAGUAUUUAUUCCCUUAACAGAAAUACUUAAGAGCAACAAUUUUGAUCUUGUCACAAAAGAAAUUUUUGGCCCAUUCCAGAUUAUUACAGAUUACAAACAUGAUCAGCUUUCGAUGGUGUUGGAAGCUUGUGAGAGGAUGCAUGCACAUUUGACAGCUGCGGUGGUUUCAAAUGAUCCAUUAUUCCUGCAGGAAGUUCUUGGGAAGUCUGUUAAUGGAACGACAUAUGCUGGAAUUAGGGCUAGGACAACGGGGGCUCCACAGAACCACUGGUUUGGACCAGCUGGUGAUCCUCGGGGUGCAGGAAUUGGAACUCCGGAAGCAAUUAAACUUGUUUGGUCUUGCCAUAGGGAAAUUAUCUAUGAUAUUGGUCCCUUGCCACAGCAUGGGGAAAUUCCAUCAGCUACAUAAAUUAAUGAGAACAAGGUCACCGUCAGUGUGUGCGUGUGUAUGAGAGAGACAGGGUAUUUUUUUUUUUCCUCCAUUGAAGAUAAUGAGGCCUUUUUACGAGGUUUCACCGAGUAUAAAUUAACAUGCAAGGCAAUUUCUCCUUCUAUGGAAUCGAAGAAAAUGUCAUGUUGGUUUGAAGUGCAAAUUGUUAUCUGUUUCUGAGGACAAUGUUCAUGACAGCGAUGGUGCAUGUUAAUUACUA
Molecule: messenger RNA, 2044 nt
Organism: Elaeis guineensis (African oil palm)
Lineage: Eukaryota; Viridiplantae; Streptophyta; Magnoliopsida; Arecales; Arecaceae
Product: probable aldehyde dehydrogenase
Cellular component (GO): mitochondrion
Molecular function (GO): L-glutamate gamma-semialdehyde dehydrogenase (NAD+) activity; aldehyde dehydrogenase (NAD+) activity
Source: RefSeq, a predicted model, not a curated record